AUGUCCCUCCCUUCCUCCUCGGCCGCCACUGGCCCUGGGCAGCUCACCUCACGACCCCAAGGCCGUUUCUAUAUCCCAACCUCCUCCUCCCUCGUCUCGCCCAACCUUUCCUCCUCGCGGUCCAGCUUCGCCCUCGACGAAAGCGUCCACGCUGUCCACAGCUCCACUGCCUCAGCGUCGGCGUCGGCGUCGGCAUCGGCUUCGGGGUCUCACUAUCGGGGCUCGAGCUCGAGUCUCGGGAAUGGGUCUCAAGGGAGGAUCAGGGGGAGACGGGGGGGUCAGUCCCUCGCGGCGCUGACUAGCGCGUUGGAGAGGUAUCGCGUACCACCACUGGCGGAGGGGUCAGGUCUGAACCCGGGCGCAAUGGAAGGAGGGGGCGGAGAUGCCGGUCUAGCCACGGGGGACAAUGGUGAUCCCUUAUCUUCGGGCAUCCACUAUACCAGCUCAGCACCCACACUCGACAUGCUCGACUCGGCAUUCACGCCCCUCGCUCAGUCCCCUCGAGCGGGUGCGGGGCUAGAAUGGGCUAUGACGCGAAGCACGGAGAGGGCGGAGGGGGCGGAAAUGGAAAUUAUGGACGCGCUGGUGGAUAUCCAUCGGGUCUUAUAUCGGGGGAGGGAGGAUCAGCGGGGUGCGUCUCGUCCAGGCGCAGAGGGAUGGGCAGGGGAUGGGGAUUGGGCGGGGGAUAUCAAGGAGGUAGAGCGCGUGCUAGGGAGAUGGUUUGAGGCCGAUUGCAUAUAUGAUGACCCCGUCCUUCGGAUCCCAUCACGCUCUUCCCUCCUCACCCACUUGUUGCUGCUUCACCUCAUCUCGUCCGGCUCUAUUCCUGCGCCCACGCCGUCAAACGUUCUCCGGUAUACCAAGCUUGCCCUGCACAGGGGAGUACAGAGCGUGCUAGCUAUCACCUCGCCUUUCGGCGUUUCUGGGCGGAAAGGCGGGGAUGAGGAGUCAGGCUCGGGCGUGGGCGCGGGAUAUAGGGAUCUGGAUCUGAAGGGGAAGGGCCGGGAUAUUUCGGCUAGCGAGAAGAAAGGAAACAGCAAAGGGAAAGGAAAGGCUAGCAAGCCGGAAAAGAUGGAGCUUGGAAACUUCAAAGCUGAGGAAGUGAGCGGAGGGGGAGCGCGGAAAGGAAAGGAUAAGUGGAAGUUGUGGGAAGUAGGGGCGGAGUGCUUGGAAAUUGGGGGAAUGGAGUGUUAUGAUGGUCAUCACCUGGGGAUGAUUGAGCACGUAAUCACACUCACCUUCCUCCCUUCGCUCCUCCCCACCCGACACUUUCCGCACAUCCACCCCUCUCGCUCCCUCUCCCGCUCAUCCUCCCUAUCCGACUCCACCACACCUUCCGAAUCACAGCCGGAGCACCAGCUCGCGGAUCUCGCAGGCCAGCUCACCGCUCGUCUUCCGCCCCGAUCAUUCUCGGCGAGAUUGGCGGAGGCGGUCGGAAGGGAGUUUGGGGGGUUGUUGGUUUGGGAGUUGCCUGUCACUACGAUGGUGCAGUUCAAUGAGGUCGGCAAAGUCACGCACGUCCGCGAUACCGUCGAUGUCCAAGAUCUUAUCGAGGCUGUGGUGCCAUUUGCUAAGCGGCUCGGAUGGCUCACUCGGCGAGUAACGGGGAUAAUGACAGGGAUAGUGGGCGGGGCGGUGUUGAGCUGGGUGAUGCCCAAGGAGAUGAUACAGAGGAUCGCUGUACCCGUCGAGGCGGGCAUUAAUGUCCCGAGAUACGCGCCGGGGUCUGUCGGGAUCCGCAUCUCAACGCCAUCUGGCAUUCCCCGAAUUCAUCGAGUCCACGCAUGGCGUUUCCGGGCUGGAUACGGCUAG
Messenger RNA from Dioszegia hungarica, 1812 nucleotides. RefSeq lists its product as uncharacterized. The transcript has 5 exons. The coding region runs from base 1 to 1812 and encodes 603 amino acids. NCBI's taxonomy places the organism in Eukaryota, Fungi, Basidiomycota, Tremellomycetes, Tremellales, Bulleribasidiaceae. The record is from RefSeq and is a predicted model, not a curated record.